GGGAAUUCCCCUGCUGUGAAAAUUCCCAAACAACAACAUUAGUCGGUCGCGCGGUGUCGGUCGUUGAUAUCAUGAUCACUGUCACCUGAUUUAUUAACUGUAAUUUACCAUUGUUUUAUUCCCAGAGACUAAUAUCGAAGAGGUCCGGGAUACUGAAGCUAUGGCACAGGAGAAGUCGACACAGAUUUGGAAGACGGUAUUGCAGCAAAACCUAGUACACAUAGGCCAUUCCAUGAAAACUGAUCGACUGGUCCCUUACUUAAUACAACAUGACAUUAUUUCUGAUGAUGAUAUGGACACUCUUAAGGACAUAGGAACUGAAACAGAGAAGGCGGAGUGGCUGAUAAACCAUCUUAGAAGAUAUGCAUCUGAUGAAGGAUUCAAAAUCCUGAUGUAUGCGCUGAGAGAAGAAAGACAGAAUCAUGUUGCUGAUUUUAUUGAUGACAAGCUAAAAGAACUUACAAUGACUACAGCUGAAAAUAAAUUCCCCAUGUCCAGAUACGCUGAUGCCAUUCAGGUUCCACUAAAUAUAACAGAUAAAGAUAAAAACUAUGAGAAUCCACUUACAGUAAUUUCUGAGUGUCCAUCAGUGGGUUUAUGUAAACACCACAAAGCAGGGUGUACAGAAGUUGUGGCCAAGGAAAAUCUGGACUACCAUAUUGAAUAUGAAUGUCAGUACAGACCCACCCCCUGCAAGAACUGUGGCAAGGAAAUGCCCUUGAAUAUUAUCACUGAGCAUUUUUCAGUCUGUUCUGGCCAGAUGUGUGUCAAAUGUCCUUUAUGCAGCAGAGAUUUCUCUUUUUCUGAGAUAAAAAGGCAUGUUGCACAAUGUCAAGGAAACUGUCAGAAACCAUGUCACUUUUUCAAGAAAGGAUGCUCCUUCAAAGGAUCAUCAGCAGACAUGGAUCAGCAUAACCAGGUUUCUUCAAGCCAGCAUAUGGAACUGCUUCUAACCCACAUUGAAGGCAUGGAUAAUAAUUAUCAGAAAUUGUUGAGUAAAAUCACUGAAAUUGAAAGGACACUGAAAAAACCCAGUACACCACCUGGAAGGAGAGAUUCUUGCAUACAGACAAAUGGAUGUUGUACAGAGGAUUUGCAGACUGCAGCUGUGACCUUACCAGCCUCAUUAGCUCCAGGGCCAAAAUACCGAGGGCGUUGCAUGAGUUCCCCAACUGUUAUCAUCAGGCCAGUGGCAACUGUUAGCCCAUCUCAGUCAAGGGCAACUUCACAAACUUCACUGAAACUUGAGGAUUCGGAUCAAAAGAACAUGAGCAAAGAGCCACAAAAAGAACCAGAACCACCUAUACCAGAAUUACCCAAAAAUAGUGCUGGUAGAAGCCUGUUGAAGUGUUUUGUCAAUUUUGUCUGCAAAACUUUAUCUAGCCAAACUGUUUAAUUAGAUUGGAGAAUCUGAACCAGUAGUAGAUAUGGAAUUUUUGUUUGUUGCAAUCUAUGCAAAUAACUGUCCAUUUUCUAGAGAAAAUAAAACCAAUAGUUUAGUCCCUUUUCUCGUUCUAAACAGAUGUCUCCUUUUGACAGUUGUCUGUCUAAUGAAGUUUACCUCACUUUAGCUAAUGUUAAACUUCAGUUCUUCAGAGAAAGUUCUGUGCCCAUGGUGACUGCUUGAUCAGAAGGUCAUACUGCGAAGUCUUUAGUGUAAAUGGGCCCAAAACUAGGACCAACUGUAAAACUAGUGUGUUGAAGUCAUUUAAUUGUCAAUGUACCUUAUGCUUUUGGUAAGAAAACCACUGCACUUGCAACACCAAACUCGUUAUACCUGGACACUUGCAUUUAUUAGAUACAGGUAGCUUGAUUUUAAUAUUUAAAUGAUUUUUCAUAAAAAUUAUAGUAAAUGUAACAAUCAUGUUUCUUCCAUAAUCAACCUGGUAGGUUAUAUUUUAAGUAUAUUGAAAAUAAAUGAACAAAAUGUUCUUUGAAAA
Molecule: messenger RNA, 1940 nt
Organism: Lingula anatina
Lineage: Eukaryota; Metazoa; Brachiopoda; Lingulata; Lingulida; Lingulidae
Product: TNF receptor-associated factor 3
Source: RefSeq, a predicted model, not a curated record